Molecule: messenger RNA, 1880 nt
Organism: Solanum verrucosum
Lineage: Eukaryota; Viridiplantae; Streptophyta; Magnoliopsida; Solanales; Solanaceae
Product: histidinol dehydrogenase, chloroplastic
Exons: 15
Coding region: 141-1598 (485 amino acids)
Biological process (GO): L-histidine biosynthetic process
Cellular component (GO): chloroplast stroma; cytoplasm
Molecular function (GO): metal ion binding; NAD binding; histidinol dehydrogenase activity
Source: RefSeq, a predicted model, not a curated record
AUUUCCAACCUGGGUUUCUUCUUCCCAAUAGUCAAUUGAACCACCACCACAAAGUACACAACUCACUCUGCUGUGACACCGCCGGCGACGAUCUGCUUAACUCCUCAUCUUUCUCCGGCGACGACGUCUACUUAACAUAGAUGGACUGCAACAUUCUAUCAUUGAGUAGGUCCUGUAGCUUGGCUAGUAAUCUUCGGGCAAUUCCUACACGCAAUACUGUAUUUUAUCGGAAAUAUUCUUAUCUACCUGCAGGGUUAAUUCGUAAGUCAAUUAAGUGCUCAAUGAAGUCGUAUAAGUUAUCGGAGCUUACAACUUCUGAGGUUGACAGCCUCAAGGCUCGUCCUCGCAUUGACUUCUCCUCCAUUUUCGGCACUGUUCAACCCAUUGUUGACGAUGUUCGUAAUAGAGGUGAUGCUGCAGUUAAAGACUACACAUCACGGUUUGACAAAGUUGUACUGGAUAAGAUAGUUGAAGAUGUCAAUGAGCUUCCAGAUCCUGAGCUCGAUUCAUCUGUUCGAGAAGCAUUUGAUGUGGCAUAUAACAACAUAUAUGCCUUUCAUGCUGCUCAAAAGCCUGUUGAGAAAGUUGUGGAGAACAUGCAUGGCGUCAGAUGUAAACGUGUGGCUAGGAGCAUUGCCUCUGUUGGGCUUUACGUUCCCGGUGGAACUGCUGUUUUACCUUCUACAGCUCUGAUGCUUUCAGUUCCAGCACAGAUUGCUGGAUGUAAAACAGUUGUACUUGCAACUCCACCUUCUCGGGAUGGCAGUAUUUGCAAGGAAGUGCUUUAUUGUGCCAAGAAAGCAGGUGUGACCCACAUCCUUAAAGCUGGAGGCGCUCAGGCAAUUUCUGCAAUGGCCUGGGGCACUGAAUCAUGCCCAAAGGUUGAGAAGAUAUAUGGGCCUGGGAACCAGUAUGUCACUGCUGCAAAAAUGAUUCUGCAGAACAGCGAAGCGAUGGUUUCAAUUGACAUGCCUGCUGGGCCUUCCGAAGUCCUUGUUAUAGCUGACAAGCAUUCCAGUCCUGUCCAUGUGGCAGCAGAUUUACUUUCACAGGCGGAGCAUGGGCCAGAUAGCCAAGUCGUACUGGUUAUUGCUGGGGAUGGUGUUGAUCUAAAUUCCAUUCAAGAGGAAAUUAGGAAGCAAUGUCAAGCACUUCCAAGGGGAGAAUUUGCACUUAAGGCACUAAGCCACAGCUUCACUGUGUUAGCACGGGAUAUGCUUGAGGCAAUUUCCUUCUCAAACAUGUAUGCACCUGAGCAUCUGAUAAUCAAUGUGGAUGAAGCUGAGAAGUGGGAAAGUUUAAUUGAGAAUGCAGGUUCUGUAUUUAUGGGACAGUGGACACCUGAGAGUGUAGGAGAUUAUGCAAGUGGAACUAACCAUGUUCUUCCAACUUAUGGGUAUGCACGUAUGUAUGGUGGGGUCUCUUUGGACUCUUUCUUGAAGUACAUCACUGUGCAGUCUUUGACAGAAGAAGGGCUGAGGAAUCUUGGCCCUUACGUAGAGAAAAUGGCCGAAGUUGAGGGUCUGGAUGCCCACAAGAGGGCUGUAAGCCUCAGACUACAGGACAUAGAAGCGAGACAAGCAUCACACUCAAGAUGAUCCCUCGCUAUUUGUAUGCGUGAAAGAAUAAAUAUUGAGCAAUUCAACCUUUAUGCAAAUCUGAGGCUGUUUAUAGUUUUGUUGAGGGGGUUUGAGGCUCUAUAUUACCUGCACUCUGAUUUUUCUCAUUCCAAGUGUUGAAUUAAACACACAUUUUGAAGAAAAAACAGUAAUGGUAAUGGGUACCAUGGAUGAGCUAGUUCAUCUGCUGUAUUUGUUAGAAAUAAAUUCAAACCAAAUAUCUGAGAAGAUUUCAUAAAAUCCAGUAGUACUGAGUUUGAG